UAGCCGGGGCACGGCAGCAGGAGACGCUGUGGUGUCUCCCUAGCCUCCCUGCAUGAAGAUGAACAGGGCAUCAUCCCAAGGGCCAUGGCUGAGGCCUUCAAGCUCAUCGAUGAGAACGACCUGCUGGACUGCCUGGUGCACGUGUCCUACCUAGAAGUCUACAAGGAAGAGUUCCGAGACCUGCUGGAAGUGGGCACUGCCAGCCGGGACAUCCAGCUUCGGGAAGACGACCGGGGAAAUGUUGUGCUGUGUGGGGUGAAGGAAGUGGACGUGGAAGGCCUGGAUGAGGUGCUGAGCCUGCUGGAGAUGGGCAACGCUGCGCGGCACACAGGCGCCACACACUUCAACCGUUUCUCCAGCCGCUCACACACGGUCUUCACUGUGACCCUGGAGCAGCGCGGCCGGGCUCCCAGCCGCUUGCCUCGACCCGCCGCCGGCCACCUGCUGGUCUCCAAAUUCCACUUCGUGGACCUGGCAGGCUCCGAGAGGGUCCUCAAGACCGGCAGCACGGGCGAACGGCUCAAGGAGAGCAUCCAGAUUAACAGCACCCUGCUGGCGCUGGGCAAUGUCAUCAGCGCUCUAGGGGACCCUCAGCGCCGCGGCAGCCACAUCCCCUACCGCGACUCCAAGAUCACCCGGAUCCUCAAAGACUCUCUGGGAGGGAACGCCAAGACGGUGAUGAUCGCCUGCGUCAGCCCCUCCUCCUCCGACUUCGACGAAACUCUGAACACGCUCAACUACGCCAGCCGCGCCCAGAACAUCCGCAACCGCGCCACAGUCAACUGGCGGCCCGAGGCCGAGCGCGCCCCGGAAGAACAGGCGGCGGGCGCGCGCGGGCCUCCGCGACACCGCUCGGAGACGCGCAUCAUCCACCGGGGCCGGCGCGUGCCCGGCCCCGCCGUGGGCUCCACGGCGGCGGCGGCCGGCCUGGGCGCCGAGUGCGCGCGCUGCCGGGCCCGCACCAGCGCCGCCUACAGCCUCCUGCGAGAACUGCAGGCAGAGCCGGGGCUGCCCGGCGCCGCAGCCCGCAAGGUGCGGGACUGGCUGUGCGCCGUGGAGGGCGAGCGCAGCGCCCUGAGCUCCGCCUCCGGGCCUGACAGCGGCAUCGAGAGCGCUCCAGCCGAAGACCAGACCGCGCAGGGGAACAGCGCGAGAAAGGGAGAUGAGGGGGCCCAGCAGCUACUGAGCUUGCAGAACCAGGUGGCGCGGCUGGAGGAGGAGAAUCGAGACUUCCUGGCAGCUUUGGAGGAUGCUAUGGAGCAGUACAAGCUGCAGAGUGACCGCCUGAGAGAGCAGCAGGAGGAGAUGGUGGAGCUUCGCCUUCGGCUAGAGCUGGCCCGGCCUGGCUGGGGAGCCCCGGGGCUCCUGCAGGGCUUGCCUCCUGGGUCCUUUGUGCCUCGACCUCACACGGCCCCCCUGGGGGGUGUCCACACUAACAUGCUGGGCAUGGUGCCCCCCAUUUGUCUUCCUGGAGAAGAAGUUAGCUCUGAGCAGGGUGUCAGUGGUGAGAAAGGACUUAGGUUCCCAGGAGCUGCCCACUACAAAGGGCAGGAUGCCACCCCUGGAGAGCCAGAUGCCAAGGGAUCACAUCCUCCCCUGAGGGUGACAAAUGGCGGGGAGGUCAAGACGGAGGCGCUGGCCCAAGUGGACGACCUGGGAAGUAGCUCUUCCACUACCUCAGAGGAGGAAGAGGAGGAGGAAGAAGAGGAGCCACCCAGGCGGACCUUAACCCUUCGCAGAAAUGGGAUUAGCAACUGGAGCCAGAGGGCAGGGGUCCGUCCAGAGAGCCCACCUGACAGGAAGGGCCCAGAGGUCUGCCCAGAAGAGUCAGCUGCUACCAUCCCAGCAGCACGAGCAGUUGGUGGCAGCAAGGUCCCAGUUCAGACCCGCCAAAACCCAGCUGCCAUGGCCUCUGAGUGGCGACUGGCCCAGGCCCAGCAGAAGAUCCGGGAACUGGCCAUCAACAUCCGCAUGAAGGAGGAGCUCAUUGGUGAGCUGGUCCGCACAGGGAAGGCGGCCCAGGCCCUGAACCGCCAGCACAGCCAGCGCAUCCGGGAGCUGGAGCAGGAGGCCGAGCGCGUGCGGGCUGAGUUGUACGAGGGUCAGAGGCAGCUUCGUGAACUGGAGGGCAGGGAGCCCCAGGAUGCCAGCGAGCGGUCCAGGCUUCAGGAAUUCCGCAAGAGAGUGGCGGCAGCCCAGAGCCAGGUGCAGGUACUGAAGGAGAAGAAGCAGGCCACGGAGCGGCUGGUGUCACUGUCGGCUCAAAGUGAGACGCGGCUCCAGGAGCUGGAGAGGAACGUGCAGCUCAUGCGGCGCCAGCAGGGGCAGCUGCAGAGGCGGCUCCGCGAGGAGACGGAGCAGAAGCGGCGCCUGGAGACGGAGAUGAACAAGAGGCAGCAUCGGGUCAAGGAACUGGAGCUGAAGCAUGAGCAACAGCAGAAGAUCCUGAAAAUCAAGACGGAAGAGAUCGCAGCCUUCCAGAGGAAGAGGCGCAGCGGCAGCAAUGGCUCCGUGGUCAGCCUGGAGCAGCAGCAGAAGAUCGAGGAGCAGAAGAAGUGGCUGGACCAGGAGAUGGAAAAGGUGCUGCAGCAGCGGCGGGCGCUGGAGGAGUUAGGACAAGAGCUUCACAAGCGGGAGCUCAUCCUGGCCAAGAAGGAGGCCCUGAUACAGGAGAAGACGGGGCUAGAGAGCAAGCGCCUGCGGUCCAGCCAGGCUCUCAAUGAGGACAUUGUGCGCGUGUCCAGCCGCCUGGAGCACCUGGAGAAGGAGCUCUCUGAGAAGAGCGGGCAGCUGCGGCAAGGCAGCGCUCAGAACCAGCAGCAGAUCCGAGGGGAGAUAGACACCCUGCGCCAGGAGAAGGACUCCCUGCUGAAGCAGCGCCUGGAGAUUGAUAGCAAGCUGAGGCAAGGAAGCCUGCUGUCACCUGAGGAGGAGAGGACACUGUUCCAGCUGGAUGAAGCCAUCGAAGCCCUGGAUGCUGCCAUUGAGUACAAGAAUGAGGCUAUCACAUGCCGCCAGAGGGUGCUGCGGGCUUCGGCCUCCCUGCUGUCCCAGUGUGAGAUGAAUCUCAUGGCCAAGCUCAGCUACCUCUCCUCCUCAGAGACCAGAGCCCUGCUGUGCAAGUAUUUUGACAAGGUGGUGACGCUCCGAGAGGAACAGCACCAGCAGCAGAUUGCCUUCUCGGAGCUGGAGAUGCAGCUGGAGGAGCAGCAGCGGCUGGUGUACUGGCUGGAGGUGGCACUGGAGCGCCAGCGCCUGGAGAUGGACCGCCAGCUGACCCUGCAGCAGAAGGAGCAUGAGCAGAAUGUGCAGCUGCUCCUCCAGCAGGGCCGAGACCACCUUGGCGAGGGCUUAGCAGACAGCAAGAGGCAAUAUGAGGCCCGGAUUCAAGCUCUCGAGAAGGAACUGGGCCGACACAUGUGGAUAAACCAGGAGCUGAAGCAGAAGCUCAGUGCAGGAAGUCCGGCCAGCCAGGGCCGAGGUGGAGAGAGGAGAAACCUCUGCCUAGAAACCAGACAAGGCCUUGGGAAUGAAGAUGGGAUCCACCCAGCAGCUCCUGAAGCUCCCUGGCAGUCCUCCCUUCUGGAGGGGGCACCCCGUGCCUGGGAUGAGACCCGGGACUUGGUCCAUGCCCCACUACCCCUGACAUGGAAACGUUCAAGCCUGUGUAGUGAGCAGGGCUCUUCGGAGGAGCUGAGGGCCAGGGAAGCAACUGAACCCCCAGUAGGGCGUGUGCUACCUGUGGGUGAAAUGGGCCUCUCCUGGAACUUUGGACCCUUGCCUAAGCCCCGGUGGGAACCCCGAAGAACCAGCCCGUGGAUGAUCGAUGUCAGGAAAAACCCCUUGUAGGCCUUGGUCAGGCCCUGCCUCGGAUUCCAGUCCUGCUGAGAGGAGAGGCUGUCUGUUCUGCUUCUUUGAAGGACAGCUCUUACCUCACACUGUAAAUCCACCUUUACACUAAUUGGAGUCAGCAAAUUUGGGCCAUAGCCCAAAAGAACUGGACUUUUCUCCACUGUGGUACUGGGGAUCGAACCCAGGACCUUGUGCAUAACACCUUUAGCAUUUUUUUAAAUACACACAAACUCCUACUUGCCCUUCCUUUAAGCUGUAGUACCUGACGGCUACCUUUCAUUUGUGGGACAAAUCUGGAGCUCAUCCAAGGCUUGUCGCAAAAUGGUCAGUGGUGACAGGGUUAAGGCUUUAAUGGUCUUAUGCAGAUUGGGGAACUAGGAAAGUUAUUAGCAUUUUUAGAAAUUUUUAAAAUAUCAUUUAAUAAUA
Onychomys torridus (southern grasshopper mouse) is the source of this 4278-nucleotide messenger RNA. RefSeq names its product kinesin family member 7 (gene Kif7). Bases 85 to 3849 code for a protein of 1254 amino acids. The record is from RefSeq and is a predicted model, not a curated record. Lineage: Eukaryota; Metazoa; Chordata; Mammalia; Rodentia; Cricetidae. The transcript has 18 exons. Gene Ontology annotation, molecular function: ATP binding; microtubule motor activity; microtubule binding. Gene Ontology annotation, biological process: mitotic spindle organization; microtubule-based movement.